Molecule: messenger RNA, 2997 nt
Organism: Ectocarpus sp. CCAP 1310/34
Lineage: Eukaryota; Phaeophyceae; Ectocarpales; Ectocarpaceae
Source: the annotation of a GenBank genome assembly
CCUCCUUUCACGCAAAGCCACUGCACCGUCCCUCGCCGUUGCGUUGCAACAAGUCGCAAUUGGUUGGAACAUCACCGCUCCUGUCCGUCGCGUUUGCUCCGACGACUCCCGUGAGGAACCCUCUUCUUCCUCCCCCGCUCUGGCAGCAGCACGGAGAGUAUCAGAAGUACUGGCACGUAGGAAAGACAGCAGCACUAUGUCAUCGAACCACGCAAAGCGCACCUACGAGCCUGGCGAGAUGGGGAGAGGGCUGAUCGAGACGGUGCUCACUCUGCCGCGCCGGUUGGUGCGAACGUCCCACCUAGAAGACAUGACCGACGAGGAGAAAGCCUUUGCCUGCCUCAGCAGCGAGGUCUACAAGAAGCCGGGCAACGACGACGACAACGACAACAACAACCCAGCAAGCGACGAGCAUCGCGGGGCACGCUGCGGAUACACCCUCCUGCGGGGCGAGAUACCCGCCGCAGCAGGCGACGAUGGGCCCGCCGCGAGCUUGAACGACACGCGCUGGGCCGUGUUCCGCGCGCCCAACCAGGUCGACUAUGUCCUCGCCUUCAGAGGCACGGCGGACAGGCGGGACGCCUUGAACGACGUGCUACUCGUCCACGGGGAUUUCGACCAGCACAAGUACAUGCUGAACGCCACAGUGUGGGCGCUGCGUGUGAUACUGUUCUUGUCAAAACAACACGACAACGGCGGCGGCGGCGGCGGCGGCGGCGGCGGCGGCGGUGGCCUCAGGUUUUCGGUGACGGGUCAUUCGCUCGGUGGCACCGUGGCGAUGGGAGUAAUGGUCCUGCUCCACGACAUCCCUACCACCGCCAGGCGUCGUCCGAACGACACGAGGUACCAGCAGCAAGUCUUGGGCGCUUGGAACGCGGAAAGGGCCAAUUGGAGCGGGGCGGCCGCGCCAUACGAGCUUGUCGGCGGACACAUUUUCAAUCCCGGCGCCUGGCCCGGUCUAGUCGGUCCCGUUGCGGGAGGAUCGGCGGUGGCCGGUUUCUGGCUCACCGGUGGGUUUGCGGUGGCUGGUGCCGCGGCCACCGCUGCGAUGUGCGCCGUCACCGUUGGCUCUGGAUGCGUCCUGGCGAUAUACCUCUACCGUAGCCACACCGAGCGUUUGUCCGAUCCCGUGGACAAGCGGGUGACGACGCAUCAUAUCAUCGGAGACGUAGUCUCGGGGUUCUUUCGCCUGGGCACGGAGAAGAAUUACAUGCCCAAGGACAAGAGGGCUCGUCGGUUGGCGACGGCUUGUUCGCCGGGGAAGAUUGGCAAGGAGUGGGGGUGCCACAGCAUCGCCAACUUCCUCUUCCCGGACAGGGCGGAAACGUUACCGGCGGCGGCUUACUUGGAGCAGAAGGAAAGCCAGCAGUUGCAGCAAGCGCUCCUUCUUAGCAAGGGCUCUAACGUCGCCGGGAAGGGAUCAGCAGCAGCAGCAGCACCGGAGGGGGCGGCAGGGGCAUGGGCAGCAACCAACUACGGGGACUACGACGAAGAGGAGAUACGGGAGGCCCUUCGACGUAGCGUCGCCGAAAGCGAUGGGGGAGCCUGGGAAGAGGAGUCGUGGGAGGAGUUUGCAGACAUGAUGGCUGGUAGCAUGUUGACCAACGAAGAUCAGGAGGUAUGUGCGGCCAUUCGUCGCAGCGUUGCCGACACGGCGGCUGCAGAGAUUGCAGAUAUGAUGGCUGAUAGCAUGUUGGCCAACGAAGAUAAGAACGUAUGGGAGGCCGUCUGUCGCAGCGUUGCCGACAUGGUACCUGAGACGAGGAGAGCCGCGGAAGAGGAGGUGUGGGAGGAGUUUGCAAACAUGGCGGCUAGUACGUUGACCUGUGAAGACCUGGAGACACUGGAGGCACUUCGUCGCAGCGUCGCUGACACGGCCGUUACUUCGAGGCAUGCCGGGGAAGAAGAGGUUUGGGACGAGUUCGCAGAUAUGGCGACAGCAAGUACUAUUUUGUCCCGCGCAGAUAGUCUGGAACUAAACAGAAGUAGAAUGAGAGCACCGCGACGGGGUAGUUGAACGAAACGGGGUGACGCCCAGUUGUGCCGACAAAGGAAAGACGAAGACAGAUUCAGCUUUGAGGAAGAAUUCGGGCACUGCUGCUGCGGCUCUGGAUACCUCAGCCUCAGCAUCGAAUCUCAGCGUUCCCACACCCGCACACCGCUCGUAGCUCUCUACGACGUUACCUUUCAAGUAAGUCGCGACACCUCGAAAGGGAAGAAACGAAGAACACAUUCUUGAGCGCCCGUCGUGUUUGCUGAUUCGUCUUGCUUGUGCAAAGGUUCGUGGAACUUGUCAUCUUCGUUGGAAUGGGGGAGUGAGGAGGUAGAUUGCAUGUGAAAGUGGGGGUGCAGAUGUAGACCGAAUGAUGCUUGCGUAGUAUGUGUGGAAAGAGGGCCCCCGUGACCGUCGUUCUGUGCGAGAACAACGGGAGUUUUUAGUGUGCAAUGCCGGGCCUCGCGUGUCGAAUGGGGGUGAUGGGCUCCUUUUCCUGUGAUACGUUGUCUACAAUAUUGUCCGAGAGACAGACAUCGUUUGCGUUUUUUGACAUCCUGGGGCCUUUGUGUGUUUCUUGUUUUUCUAGUUGUAUUAUUGCGCUGAUUUUCUAAGUCGAUGGUAUAUAUUUUCUUUGAUUUUCAUAAGAAGGGUGUCUACCCUCUGUUGGGAUAGCUGGUUGUAUUUGUCGUUUUGGUGUUAACUACAGAAAGAGAUGCUGUCCGCGUCCGUUGAACCGCUAAUGUCAGAAGUUGCUUGGCAGAAACCGGACGUUUGUGAGUGUGAAGGCGGCAACAAGAACAAGAACAACAAGAACAACAACACCGCUCUCCCACUUAUUGUCGUACUUUUUCGGUUCAAGACCUGUAGCAUGAUGCUGUGUAUACCGCCGUCUUCUUUUAUUACGAACCGUUCCCCUGGAUUGUCGCGAAACCAACGCACCAGCGCAAGCAGGCAACUAUUCCGGGUGUUGCUGUAGUCCAGAUGGGUCGGUCCGGGCGAAG